Molecule: messenger RNA, 564 nt
Organism: Trichophyton rubrum CBS 118892
Lineage: Eukaryota; Fungi; Ascomycota; Eurotiomycetes; Onygenales; Arthrodermataceae
Exons: 4
Coding region: 1-564 (187 amino acids)
Biological process (GO): mitotic cell cycle; positive regulation of transcription by RNA polymerase II
Cellular component (GO): nucleus
Molecular function (GO): DNA-binding transcription factor activity, RNA polymerase II-specific; RNA polymerase II cis-regulatory region sequence-specific DNA binding
Source: RefSeq, a predicted model, not a curated record
AUGGUCCCUGCGCCUCCGGUUCCUACUACGGCUCCGGCUCCGUCACAUCUUCAGACUACCCACGUCCAGCAACAGCAGCAACAGCCAGGUCAAGUGCAUCCGCCUUCGUCACCCGCUAAUCCAAGGAAGCGUCGAGCCUCCAUCCAACAGCCGGGCUCCUUAUCAAACAUGAGACCUCCAAUGACUGGAUCUAAUACUACUGAUCAGGAUGGCACUACGACUAGUACCGCUCCUGCACCCGCUCCAGAGGCAGGUGUGAAGAAGAAAGGCCGCACCAAUACACCUUGGACCGCAGAGGAGGAGCAAAGGCUCAAAACGAUGAGAGAUGCUGGCAAUACAUGGAGCGAGAUUGCUAAGACGUUCCCUACCAGAACUGAAGGUAGCGUCAAAAAGCAUUGGUAUAAAGACAUGCACUAUGCGGAAUUUGCAGAAGACGAGUCCAUAGCUCUACGGGAUGCAAUCAAGGAGUAUGAAUCCAAUAAGUGGAAGGUCAUUGGACAGAAAGUUGGGAAACCAGCGAAGGCCUGUGAGCAAUAUGCCAAGGAACAUUUCAAGAACCUAUAA